AUGUCGUCAGUCCUACAACCCCCCGCUCCCAUUGCGCCCUCAAUCGCCGCCGGCGCUGCCGCAGAACAGCAAUUGCAAGUGCAAUUGCUGAGCCCCAAUGCCAAAGCCCCGACAAAGGGUAGUGCCUUUGCCGCCGGCCACGAUCUUUAUAGUGCGGUGGAUGUGGUGAUUCCCGCGAGGGGGCGCAAGUUGGUUGGGACGGAUAUUAAGAUCUCGGUGCCUGUGGGGACGUAUGGCAGAGUAGCACCGCGCUCGGGACUCGCAUAUAAACACGGCAUUGACACCAUGGCGGGCGUCAUCGAUGCGGAUUAUCGGGGCCCCGUGGGUGUGAUACUGGCGAAUCUUUCGGAUGAGGAUUUCGAGAUUAAAAUUGGGGACCGCAUUGCGCAGCUUGUGGUUGAGAAGAUUGCCAUGCCCAAUGUGGUUGUUGUCGAGGAGUUGGAACAGAGUGUUAGGGGCGCUGGUGGGUUUGGAAGUACCGGCGGGUUUGGUGCUACUCCUGCUGCUGCUGAGCCAGCGGCGGCGGCGGAGACUGAAGAGAAGGAGUAA
Messenger RNA from Bipolaris zeicola 26-R-13, 549 nucleotides. RefSeq lists its product as uncharacterized. Lineage: Eukaryota; Fungi; Ascomycota; Dothideomycetes; Pleosporales; Pleosporaceae. The transcript is spliced from 2 exons. The record is from RefSeq and is a predicted model, not a curated record. Gene Ontology annotation, biological process: dUTP catabolic process; dUMP biosynthetic process. Gene Ontology annotation, molecular function: magnesium ion binding; dUTP diphosphatase activity. Bases 1 to 549 code for a protein of 182 amino acids.